Molecule: messenger RNA, 270 nt
Organism: Bipolaris oryzae ATCC 44560
Lineage: Eukaryota; Fungi; Ascomycota; Dothideomycetes; Pleosporales; Pleosporaceae
Exons: 3
Coding region: 1-270 (89 amino acids)
Source: RefSeq, a predicted model, not a curated record
AUGGGCCGGGCAGGCUACGACACAACCUACGUCUGCACGACCACCGACUCAGCCGCAAGCACCACAAUCGCCAUGGCAGAUGCCCAGCGCGCCAAAGACGCUAAGAUGGCAGAACAACAGGCAAGAGCAGCUCAAGAGGCCAAGUUGAUCAAGAAUAAACAUUCGCGUGGGAUCGUGGCAAAGCGAUUGGCGAUGCAGCAGAAGACUACUUCUGCUGCGGCGGCGGUGAAGAAGAAGAGCGGGAGCGGGAGCGGAAGCGGAAAUUCUUGA